UCACGAUUCACCGUGUGCUGUUGGAAGAAGGCACUCUGCUUCUUCUCUGCGUCUUCUUGUCUGCUUCCUUUGUUUUUUUUUAAACCCUCUCUUCACUCCAUCCACCGAUUCCCUUCUCAAAAAAAAAAAAAAAAAAAAAAAAAAAAAAAACACCCAAUUCUUUUUCUCUCUUCUUUGAAGUUUCUAACAAACCCAAAAUCCAAAACAGAAGUACUAACUCGUUCACUCUCUUCAUUGAUUUGGGUUUUUAAUAUAGAUUUUUGGUCUGACAAGAAAAGGGGUCUGUAGUAAAUUGUCUCUCUCUCCUCAGUUUUCAAGUUGGGAGCUUUUUAAUGGGGAAUUGCUUACAUUCUUCAGCCAGAGUUGAUACUACUCGGAGCUCACACACCACAUCUGGUAAGACUGCUUCAGGGGCCUCAAAAAUUGCCAGCAGAAUCAGCAAUUCUUCAACUCCGUCCAGCCUGACAACAUCUUACAGUGAGAGGAACAGUAUUGAAAGUCUUCCAACUCCAAGAUCUGAAGGCGAAAUAUUGUCAUCCCCCAAUGUGAAAGAUUUCUCAUUUAUUGAGUUAAAGAAUGCCACCAGAAACUUCCGCCCUGACAGUCUUCUUGGUGAAGGUGGAUUUGGUUGUGUUUUUAAAGGAUGGAUUGACGAACAUACUCUUACUGCUGCAAAACCUGGAUUUGGUUUGGUCAUUGCUGUCAAGAAGCUUAAACCUGAAGGUUACCAAGGCCACAAGGAGUGGUUGACAGAAGUUAAUUAUCUCGGCCAACUUCAUCAUCCAAAUCUGGUUAAACUUAUUGGGUACUGCUCUGAUGGUGACGACCGUCUUUUGGUCUAUGAGUUCAUGGCCAAGGGGAGCUUGGAGAAUCAUCUGUUUAGAAGAGGGCCCCAGCCACUUUCUUGGGCAACAAGGAUUCAAGUGGCCACUGGUGCUGCUAGAGGUCUCUGUUUUUUGCAUGAUGCUAAAGACCAAGUUAUAUAUCGUGAUUUCAAAGCUUCCAAUAUCCUACUAGACGCGAACUUCAAUUCCAAACUAUCGGAUUUUGGUUUGGCCAAGGCAGGGCCCACCGGUGAUAGAACUCACGUGUCCACUCAAGUAAUGGGUACCCAUGGCUAUGCAGCUCCAGAAUAUGUUGCUACAGGUCGAUUGACAGCAAAAAGUGAUGUGUAUAGCUUCGGGGUUGUUCUGCUGGAACUAUUGUCUGGACGUCGUGCUGUUGAUAAAUCGAGGGUUGGUGUGGAACAGAAUCUUGUGGAUUGGGCAAAACCAUAUUUGGGCGACAAAAGAAAAUUAUUCCGGAUUAUGGAUACCAAGUUGGAGGGCCAAUACCCUCAGAAAGGAGCCUAUGCAGCUGCUACCCUUGCCUUACAAUGUCUAAGCCGUGAGCCUAAAGCCAGGCCACGAAUGGCAGAGGUUUUAGAAACACUAGAGCAGCUCCAACCACCAAAAAAUUCAACCAAACAUGAGCAGCUCCAAACACCAAAAAAAACUGAUCCUGUCCGUAACUCGCCAUUGAGACAGUUCCAAUCACCUAGAAAUCUGACACCCUCUGCAUCCCCAUUGCCAACCCAUCGGCGGUCUUCACGUGUACGUGUAUGAUGAGUUGGUUAACUGAUCAUUAUGUCAGGCAUGCUAGUGUAAAUUCUUUUGCUUCUAUUUUUUGCUGCUCCUAUAUAUAUAUAUUUUUUUAUGGGAAUGUAUUUUGAAAAUUUUGCAUUAUGCAGAACAUAUCAUUAUCGCCUGUAUUUUAUAUAUGUAUCAGGAAUUCAGGAUAGCUUUUUUCCUUGUUGGGUGAUGCAAAUGAUUUGUUUGCUUCAA
Molecule: messenger RNA, 1823 nt
Organism: Cornus florida
Lineage: Eukaryota; Viridiplantae; Streptophyta; Magnoliopsida; Cornales; Cornaceae
Product: probable serine/threonine-protein kinase PBL3
Exons: 6
Coding region: 333-1604 (423 amino acids)
Biological process (GO): protein phosphorylation
Molecular function (GO): ATP binding; protein kinase activity
Source: RefSeq, a predicted model, not a curated record